UACUUUCUAAUGCAUGUCGUGUCCGUCGAUUUAAUUUUUCCAAAACAUGAUAAACAUAUUAUCCAUAAACUUUGAUUUUUUUAUUUAUUUAUAUUUAAAUUUUUGUGCAAUAGAAAAUGAAUUAUUUAUUUAAAGCACCAUUUAAGUUUACUAGUGUUCUGUCAUUUGUUGCAUUUUAUGUAAACAAUCUAUUUAUAAAUGAAUAUUUGUUUUGAAAGUUUCGUUAUUUUUAAGUGACUUAAAUAAGCGGUUGAUACAUCAAGAGCCAAGAUGCCUUCACCAGAUAAUGCAAUAUAUAUUAUUGUGGGGGAAAUGAAUAUGGUGGUGACGUCUAUGAAAAAAGCUAGUCGAUGGUCUUCAAAUAUCCAUCAAGAAGAUGAGCAAGAUACUCUUUUGAAGAAUUUCUCAGAUCUCAAAGAACUUUUAAAUCAAGUAAAUAGCAUAAAUGAUAUUGAACCUAUUACCUAUUUGAAACCUUUCCUUGAUGUUAUACGAGCUGAAAACACAACUGGUCCUGUAACUGGACUCGGACUCUCAGCUGUUAGUAAAUUUCUGUCUUAUGGAUUAAUUGAUGCCAAACAACCUACUGCUCCUCUGGCUGCUGAAAACAUUGCAGAUGCAGUGACGCAUGCACGCUUCAUGGGUACUGAUUCUGCAUCAGAUGAAGUUGUUUUAAUGAAAAUUCUCCAUGUCCUAAGAUUGCUUCUACUAACGCCUUUGGGUGUGCUCUUAACUAAUGAAUCUGUCUGUGAAAUUAUGCAAUCCUGCUUUCGAUUCUGUUUUGAAACAAGAUUAAGUGAGUUGCUUCGUAGAUCAGCUGAGCAUGCUCUUAUGGAUAUGGUUCAGUUGUUGUUUUCAUGUUUACCUCAAUUUACUGAGGAUUCAAGGUGUGCUUAUAUGAAAAAGUUAAAAAUGAGAUCUGGAUCUCUUGAUGCUGGAAGAAGUUCUCGCAGAAAACGUUCUCCCAGGCCAAAGCGGCACAAAAUGCACUCAUCUGAAAUUAAUGAAACUGAGUCAUCCACUGUAAAUGCUAACAAUUUAACUCCUAGUGUUUCUAAUUCUCCAGUACUUACCCAUAAAGAGAUAUCUGUAUCAGAGGCAAAUUCUGAUUCUGUAGAAAGUUGUCAAGAAGUCCUGCAAUCAGUUGAAACUGUGAUUAAUUCUGAGGCUGUAAUUAUUUCAAUGCCUGAAAGUUGUGAUUCCAGUGUUUCAGAAAGGAAAAACACCACAGAAUUUCUUAAUGAACAAAGUUCCAAUCUCAAUAACAAUGAUGUGAUUCAGAAUCAAGAAACUGCAGAAUCUUUACCAGCAGAACCUUACUCUGUUGAUAUUGCCUGUGAUUCAAUUGAAAACACUGAUGGUGCCAUAAUGUCAGUUUUACCAAAUGAAACUGAAACUUGUGUUCAGAAGAAACGCAAUGAAUCUCUUGAGUUGAGCAGUGAAGGAGGGAGUAUACCUCCUGAUUGUCCAGAAGAUGCAUCAAUAGUUGAGCACAGUGAACCAGAUUAUGUCAACCCCAGAGGUGUUCGUUUUACGCCACAUCAGCAGCCAAAAGAGGGUACGGGUCCUCUUGUGCCUUAUGGUCUUCCUUGUGUCAGAGAACUCUUUCGAUACUUAGUAAGUUUAGUUAACCCACAUGAUAGACACAAUUCUGAAACCAUGAUCCAAGUGGGACUGAAUUUAUUAACAGUUGCUCUUGAAGCUGGAGCUGAUAAUCUUGGCAGAUUUGGUUCAUUUUUGGCCUUAAUUCGGGAUGAGACUUGCAGGAAUUUGUUUGCACUAUUGUCAGUUGAACGACUUACAAUAUUUGCUGCUGCCUUACGUGUUUCCUUUCUCUUGUUUGAAGCUCUUCGAACACAUCUUAAGUUUCAGCUAGAGAUGUUUUUAAAAACAUUGAUGGAAAUGAUUGCAUCAGAAACAACUAAAAUUUCUUAUGAACAACGUGAAAUUUCUUUAGAUUGUAUUGCUCAAUUAUGGAGAAUACCUGGAUUAGUGACUGAACUCUAUAUCAAUUAUGACUGUGAUCUGUAUUGCUCCAAUUUGUUUGAAGAACUCACAAAAAUGUUGUCAAAAAAUUCUUAUCCUGUAUCUGGGCUUUAUUCUGUACAUCUUUUAUCCCUGGAGGCUCUUUUGGCUGUAAUUGAAAACAUUGAAAAUCAUUGCCAAUUCCGAAUGUUAAAUCAAAGUCAGUUCUUCCAAAGCAAAGAUUUGGCUAUAUCUCCCACACCAGAUAGUAAUUCCAUAGAUUCUUCCAAACGAGGAGUUCUUCAACAAGGAGCUUCCGGAUAUCUCUUAGGCCAAGAACUGAUAUCUAGUCAAGGUGCUCAAAAGAGCCUUCCAAUAAUUGAAACUACUGAGAAACAAAAACCUUUAAUAUUACCAAACAGAAUGAAAGUUUCCAUGGAAAUUCCUAGUCAUGAAAUUUUAAUGGCAGUGAAACAUAAAAAGAAAAUACUUAUAACUGGUACUGAGCAGUUCAAUUCACAACCCAGUAAAGGCAUUACUUUUCUGCAAGAACAUGGACUUCUUAAAGACCCUUUAGAUCCCCAAGAAGUUGCGACAUUUCUUCGUGAUAAUCCUCAGCUUGAUAAGAAAAUGAUUGGUGAAUAUAUUAGCAACCGAAAAAAUUUGAAGGUGUUGGAAGCUUUUGUUAGGUCAUUUCCAUUUGAAGGAACAAGAAUAGAUGAAGCUUUAAGACAGUAUCUAGAAACAUUCCGUCUUCCAGGAGAAGCUCCUUUGAUAUCUUUGAUCAUGGAACAUUUUGCAGAACACUGGCAUAAAAGUAACAACCAGCCUUUUGCUAAUAAUGAUGCUGCAUUUACCUUGGCCUAUGCCAUCAUCAUGUUAAAUGUUGAUCAACACAAUCAUAAUGUGAAGAAACAAAAUAUUCCUAUGACUAUUGAAGAUUUCAAGAAAAAUCUGAAAGGUGUGAAUGGAGGAAAUGACUUUGAAGAUAGUUUACUUGAAGAAAUUUAUAAUUCAAUCAAAAAUGAAGAAAUUGUUAUGCCAGCUGAGCAAACUGGUAUUGUACGAGAAAAUUAUCUGUGGAAGGUUCUCCUUCGUCGAGGUAGUACCAAGGAUGGCAAAUUUGUUCAUACACCUAAUGGCCUGUUUGAUCAUGACUUAUUUUCUUUAAUAUGGGGUCCUACUGUAGCUGCAUUGUCUUUUAUUUUUGAUAAAACGUCUGAGUCUUCUGUUAUAGAUAAAGCGAUUUAUGGAUUUAAAAAGUGUGCUAUGAUAGCUGCUCAUUAUGGGAUGAGUGAUGUAUUUGAUAAUUUAAUCAUCUCUUUAUGCAAAUUUAGCACUUUGACCAAUACUGUUGAGACUCCCAAAACAUUGCCUAUUUCAUUUGGUAAUAAUACAAAAGCUCAAGUUGCCACAAAAGCAAUGUUUCGACUGGCUCAUCACCAUGGUGAUAUUCUGAGAGAAGGUUGGAAAAACAUUUUGGAUUGUGUUCUGCAACUUUUCAAAGCAUCUUUGCUGCCUAAAGAAUUAGUAGAGGCUGAAGAUUUUGUCAAUCCAAAAGGUGUGAUAUCCUUGAUUCGUGAAGAUGUUCCUGUGAUACCUCGUGCAGAGUCGGGUUUGUUUAGCUCAUUCUAUUCUUAUAUUGUUUCAAAUUCUGAAUCUCCUCAAAGACAACCUACUCAAGAAGAUGAAGCAGCAAGGCAAGCAGCUCUUGAUUGCAUUAUUGAAUGCCACUGUGAGCAGCUUUUCACAGAAAGCAAGUUCCUAAGGGUGGAUUCUCUUCAAGAAUUAGUCAAAACUUUAAUCUUUGUUUGCCAUGCACCUGAAUCUCCUAUAUCAAUUGGUGGGAGCUAUGAUGAAGAUUCAGCUGUUUUUCUGCUGGAGCUUUUAAUUAAAAUUGUUUUACUAAACAGGGACAGGGUGAUGAGUAUCUGGAAUAUAAUAAGAGAUCAUUUAUUGAAUUUGAUAAUGGCAUCUGCUGCAAGUGAUCAUAAUUUUCUAUUGGAACGAGCUGUUGUAGGAAUAUUACGGAUAGCUAUCCGCUUGAUUCGCAAAGAAGAAAUGAUUCCACAGGUUCUUCAGUCUCUUAGAGUACUGUUGUAUCUCAAACCCUCAGCUCUGUACUUAGUCUCAAAACAAACAGCAUAUGCCUUGCAUGAACUUUUGAGAACUAAUGCUGCAAAUAUUCAUUGUCGGCAGGAUUGGUCUUUAAUAUUUUCUCUGUUAGAACGUGUUGGUGCAGGAUCAAAGCCUCCUCGGGAAUUCAAUACUCUAAGCCCUGCAGGUUCACCAAGUAAAAUGAUUCCAAAUGGUGCUCAGUCAGAUAGUGAAUUGAGUGUUGGUAGGCAUGUCCCAGACUCAGAACCAGUGACAGAGCGAGGAUACACAUCAGACAGUGGGGUAUACGACAGUCAGCCAGGCAGUCCCCGAAUGCACAACCACCAGUUAAACCUUCUGUUGAAUGACAGUGUGGGUAUUCAAGGAGGAUGGACUCUGGUGAAUAAAAAUGGUGAAAUAGAAAGCAUUCAGCCCAUGCCUGUGAACCAAUAUAACAUUGUUCUCCAUAGAGAACUUCUGCCUCAUGAUCCUUAUGCAUUUUUGAAAUGUUGUGAAUCAUUAGCAUUUUUAGUCAGAGAUGCUGCCCAUAUUACUACAGAAAAUUUUGAAAGUUGUGUUCAUUGUAUACGAACUUUUGUUGAAGCAAGUACAAACAGAGGCAACUCUCAUGACCGCAAAGUUAAGUCAAAAUUACAUAAAGAGAAAAAGGUUAAAAUUACUCCAAAAAAGAAGGAAGAAAAAAUAAAAACAACCCGUUUGCAUUCUAUUCGAUCUAUUGAAGGCUAUGAAGCUGAUGAUGAAGAUAAAAGUGAUGAAUUUUCACCAGCUUAUCAACAAGUGUCUUUGCAGCUUCUUGAUUUGAUGCAUACCCUCCAUACUCGAGCGGCUGCUAUAUGUAAUCCAAUUGAAUCUGAGUAUAAUACAGAACCUAAACCUGUAAUUAAUCUUUGGGCGACUUGUUGGUGUCCACUACUCCAAGGGAUAGCCCGGCUUUGCUGUGAUUCAAAGAGAACAAUAAGAACAGCUGCUUUAACACUUCUGCCUCGAGCCCUUUUAGUGCAUGAUCUACAAACCCUUACUCCUUUAGAAUGGGAGUCCUGUUUUAAUAAAGUAUUAUUUCCACUUCUUGCCAAAUUAUUAGAAAACAUUAGUCCAAAUGAUCCUAUUGGAAUGGAAGAAACUCGAAUGAGAGGUGCAACACUUCUUUGCAAAGUAUUCCUUCAACAUUUGAGUCCACUACUGACUCUACCUACUUUUAUGGCUCUUUGGCUGACAAUCCUUGAGUUCAUGGAUAAAUAUAUGCAUGCUGAUGGCAGUGAUUUACUGGCUGAAGCCAUUCCUGAAUCUCUGAAAAACAUGUUACUUGUAAUGGAUACUGCAAGAGUCUUCGAAUGCCCAGAAGAUGGGAGCAACAGUGAGAAAUGCCAGAUGUGGCACAUCACUUGGGAUCGCAUUAAUGCCUUUUUACCUGGACUUAAGAAUGAGCUAUUCAAGCAGUCUGUAACAAAAACUGUGGAACAGAAAGAGCAAGUACCUGAAAAUAUAAAGGACAUUGCAGAAGAACCUUCUAAACAAUCAACAGAUAUUGCUGCAGGUGAUAAGAUACAAGAAACUGUUUUAAUCAAUCCUCCUUCUAGUCCAGUAUGUGUUCCAAAAUCCAGCUCGGUAGAUGAAAGCUCCCUGUCAUCCACUCCAGUUUCUGUGAUCCUUCAUCCUCCUUCUUCUCCUAUUGUUUACAAUACAAGUCCAGUGAACACUAGUGCAACUGUGCCUGUCACUAGUCUGUCACAUGUUGUGCCAUCAACACCAGUAGCUUUGCCAUUAUUACUCGAUCCAGUUGUUAUGACACAGACGAACAUGCCUAUCUUUACAUCACAUCAGGCAACUUCAAGAGAUGGAUCACAUUCUAUGAGAUAACAAAUUCUAAACAAUAGAAACAGAAAAAAAUAAAGUACAUGCAGAUAAUAGAUACAUUGUUAUGCUCCUCAUAGCAAAUAUAGGUUUUGGAUGAACUGAAAUAAAAACUGUUUAAUGUAUUAUAAAACACAAAAUAUCCUAUGAAAUGUAAAUGUAUAUAGAUUAUUUGAUAUAUCAUAUAUGAAGUUAUAAUGAAUUUUUUAAAUUUUAUUGUUUUAGAUGUAAAAAUUGAAUACUUGAAUAUAUUUGUACAGGUUAUUAUUCCAUUUAUCUGAGAAAUUAAUCAUGUUAUCAUUUUUAACAUGCAUUUUUUUAACAUUUUUGUGAAAGUUGUCUAUGAUUAAAAAAAAAUCUCUAGUUUGGAAUUAACAUUUUUAAGUGUAAAAAGUACUGUUUUAUUUAGUUUUGAAUAAAGAAAACUUAUAAAUUAUUUUAAAACAUCUUAAGCAUUUUGUAUAUGAGUUACAAUUGUUGAGUUUUAUGUGAUAUUUUAUGAAGAUUUAAGGAGGGUGGAAGUUCUUUUUUUUUUUUCGCAUGUAUAUUUAUCAAAAAUUUGGUUAGGUGUGAAAUGAGUUAUCCUGAAAAGAAUAAUUUUUUUUUUUUAAUUUAAACAUUGUGCUUGAAGUAAAUGUUCAAUUUUCAUCAAUUUACCCCCUUAUACCUCAGCUUUUUAGUUUCUGUUUAAAACAUUUUUAAAGACUUCUAUUACACUGGAUGUUUAAAAACAUUUGGGAUUAUUCAUUCACCAACCUGGUCUUGUUUUGUAUAUGAUGAGAUAUCAUUAUUUUUGUUUGUUUGUUAAAUUGCAAUAAACAUGGAUUAUUUAUGUAGUUAUGAGAAUUUUGUGUCAUUGAUUUAAGCUAAUAUAU
This is a messenger RNA of Argiope bruennichi, 6809 nucleotides long. It is a transcript of the gene garz, whose product is annotated as Golgi-specific brefeldin A-resistance guanine nucleotide exchange factor 1-like. Lineage: Eukaryota; Metazoa; Arthropoda; Arachnida; Araneae; Araneidae. Gene Ontology annotation, biological process: regulation of ARF protein signal transduction. Gene Ontology annotation, molecular function: guanyl-nucleotide exchange factor activity. The transcript has 34 exons. The record is from RefSeq and is a predicted model, not a curated record. Bases 271 to 5940 code for a protein of 1889 amino acids.